Rhopalosiphum maidis (corn leaf aphid) is the source of this 2235-nucleotide messenger RNA. RefSeq names its product neuronal acetylcholine receptor subunit alpha-7 (gene NtR). NCBI's taxonomy places the organism in Eukaryota, Metazoa, Arthropoda, Insecta, Hemiptera, Aphididae. Gene Ontology annotation, molecular function: transmembrane signaling receptor activity; extracellular ligand-gated monoatomic ion channel activity; neurotransmitter receptor activity. Gene Ontology annotation, biological process: signal transduction; monoatomic ion transmembrane transport; chemical synaptic transmission. Bases 1 to 1809 code for a protein of 602 amino acids. The record is from RefSeq and is a predicted model, not a curated record. The transcript is spliced from 10 exons. Gene Ontology annotation, cellular component: neuron projection; membrane; synapse.
AUGUUUCGAAUUUUGACAAUUUUACUCGCUCUGUCAAUGCCCAGUCAUGGUUCGUAUGGUUCGCUGCAAACCAUUAACGGUGAAAAAUGUACGACCAUUCUUACGGUGGGAUACGGGUAUCAAAAUUGGUACAACGCCACUGAAAUUCCGACGGCAAACGCUUCCGUGAUGUUUAAGUUUUACGUGCAAGGGGCAGGUGACGCACACAUCAUGUUGGCCAGGGAACCGUCGUCGUUCGGAUACGAAAUCGUUAUCGGAGCGGGAUCGAACACUUUUUGCGAUAUACGAAAAUUCGACGACGUAUUGACGUCGGUGGUCACCGUUGCCACGGGAAAAAUUCUUGACAGGUACAACCCCGUCGGUUUUUGGGUACGCGCGACCCAGCAGACCGGACUGAUUGAGGUCGGCAAAUACGGCGAAAGCUUACCGUUCAUAUUUUGGACCGACCCGGAGCCGAUACCGGUCAGGUAUUAUGGUUUAAGUUCGUGGGGCGCAGCAGUUUGUAAAUGGAUGUUCAAAUGUAAGCCCGACUCGUCAAUGGUGAUGGCGAGGACAAUGAUGAAUACGACAGAGAGGACUGAUUAUACGAGGAAAUUCUUAACAUCCAUGGAACAACUCAGAAGAGACGUACUGAAAAAACGUGGUCCGUUUGGAAGCGACCCGACAACGAACCCGAAGAAAGUUUUAAGCGUGGCGAUUACCAAUAACUUUAAGUUCAUACAUUUGGAUGUUAUGACUUCGACGCUCACUAUUCAAGGUACCGCCACUUUUGAAUGGACAGACAACAGUAUCAAUUGGAACCCUCAAAACUAUAAAAAUAUUUCCAAAUUGCAUUUAUCGAACUACGAAUUAUGGCAACCCGAACUCGUACUACACAACGCCAUGGAUCCAGCCGUGAAUAUGUAUUCUGAAUCGAAAAUAUCUGUGGACAACAACGGCCAAGUCACAUGGCGACCUAAAUUUUACGUUAAAACCAAGUGUGACAUCGACUUGACAUUGUGGCCAUGGGACAAACAUAAGUGUACUUUAUUGUUGAGCACAUGGUCGCAUAAAGUAUCCAAUGUCUUCUACGAAAUUAAAGAUGACCAAAAGUCUGAAUGUUUACAAAUAUCUCAUUCGGAUUGGAAGCUUGAUAGGGUUACGAGCUUUUACGUAGAAGAUAGAACCCCGUGGGACGAUAUCAUGGAAUCCAUGAAUGGCAUUAGCCGUUCUGUAGAAGAUCCCUCGAAAGAUUCAUUGAAGCUUGUGGUGGAAAUAUCGAGAAACACGAAGAUUUUCGAGAAAUUAUUUUAUACCCCAUUAAUAUUGAUCAGUUGUAUAUGGUUGUCAUCCUUCGGUGUAAUGCCGAAUUCCUCAUCGAAAAUCACGACAAUUUGCGUGUCAAUAAUACUUUCAACAUUGAUUAUUGUAUACAUGACAAAAUAUGUACCGGUUUUUGCUAAAUUUCCGCCAGACUUAAUGCUUGGAUACUUGAAACUGCUCCUCCUGAUAUCGAUGGAUGCGUUCAUCUCGUCGUUGCUCAUAACGGUGCACAAUCGUAAAUCGACCAGCGGUCAUCCUCCGUUCGCAUUAACUAGAUUCCUGACCACGCCUAUUGUAACGAAAAUCCUGGUAUUGCCGAAAUUGGAUUCCACGAGAAGCCUCGUCAAUAACCAGUUGGACCACAGACUCACCGGAGUACCCGAAACCACAACCACGCUAUGGGAUAUCGUCAUAGUCGCUUUCGAGCGAAUCAUAUUCAUAGUGUUUUUAGCAACCACAGUGACUAUGUUGUUUUCCAUCAAAUUUUCCAUUACGGCUUUAUUUUGAUCGAGAUUAACAGUAUUUAUUGAUUAUAGCGACAUGCAUACGGUAAUAACAAGUAUAUUAUGUUAUCAUAAUAGUAGCGUACUUAUGAUUUUCUUUAGAGAGAAGAGGAGCGUUAUGUAUGAAAAUUAAGUAUAGAGACUGUUGAAAAAAACAAAGUUAUAUAAUACAUAAAAGAAAAACAUUAUUAUUUAUUAACAAAAUAGGCACUGUUUUAAUAUUAUGAGCAACUUUUGUUUAUAUAAAAUUAAGUAAAUUAUUUUAUUUCUUAAACAAAGAUUACUGACUGACCCAGUGUCGUGAAAAAUUACAGUUAUUUGUACAAAUAAAUAAUUUUCAUUUUUGAGUGAUUAUGUUUCUUCGUAAUUAUUAAAACAAUGUUUUCUUUUUGCACCAUGCAUGAAUCAGCAUAGGUACUAUUUCAAACAA